Capsicum annuum is the source of this 644-nucleotide messenger RNA. RefSeq lists its product as uncharacterized. The coding region runs from base 153 to 449 and encodes 98 amino acids. The record is from RefSeq and is a predicted model, not a curated record. Lineage: Eukaryota; Viridiplantae; Streptophyta; Magnoliopsida; Solanales; Solanaceae. The transcript is spliced from 3 exons.
AAAAAGGUUUAUAAACUACGUGACAAUUUUCCAAUACUAAAAGGACCAAGUCCACAUAUUUCCAACAUAGAAAAAAAUUUAUAAGUAUAAGCUUAUUAAUAAAACUCAUCAUAUUAUAGAGAAUUUUCAUUUUUCUUCAAUACUUUGAAGCUAUGAAUCACAAAACAUUAUUCAUACUCUUUUUUGUCUUAAUCUUUUGUCUAUCCUCAACAAUGGCCUCUCGAAGAUUAUUAUCAGGUGGCAAUGGAGGCAGUAAAAUUGGUAUGCUACCUAAUCCCUCUAGAUCAGCUCCUUCAGCAACUGAACAACCACCACCAGGAGGAAAACCUUUAACCUAUCGUGCAUUACAAAAACCAAUAUGCAACGGGAAGGUAUAUGCCAGUUGUAUAGGACGAAAAGUUCCAGUUCGACGAUGCAAUUUGGGUGAAAGAUGUGAAAUGACUCCCUGAAAUUAUAGAGAGUCGGAGCUGAGAUUUAAAAUUUAUGAAUUAUGAAUUUAUUAUUAAAUUUAUAAUUCGUGUAAGUUAAUUACUUCUUUCGUUUCGUAUUAAUUGUCCUUCUUUUUAAAAAUAUUUGUUUUGAUUUAGUUGUUCAAAUUCUAAAAUUAAGAAUAUUUUAUACAUGUGUUUCUCAUUUUACCCUUA